GAGCUACAGAUCACGUGAAUGCGCCAGCCAGGAAGUGGCUCAUGCGCGUACUUGUUUCAGGUUUGGCCGGGCGACGGUGGGUUUUAUUCCAAACAAAGUAGGAGUCAACCCCGCAGUAGCCGAAUGGCAGCACCAAGCUGAACAGCCUUUCGGUCGUUGGCUUGCCUUUGACUGAUAUAAGUAGUUCAUAGUUUCCAGAAAUGGGUCCCGGAUAAAGGAAGGAAUAUUCCAGAAACACCGUGAACUACGGGGUUUCUAGUACUGGCAGCAGCACAGUGGCCCGUGGCCGUAAAGGAGCUUAGCAGCCGGGAGGAGAAGGAAUAACCGACUAUUGUUUUUCAGGAACGGAAUUGUCUUUAUACUGAAGCCACGUCCCCAUCCCUUGCUAGCCUUUCUGAUUCUGUUCUGGGGGAGUUCAGACCAGUAUCAUCGCCAAGAUAGCUGGGCCAGGCAGGAAGAGGCACACCUCAGAUCCAGACCCCAGCAGUGGUAGUGAUUCCAGCGACGGGCGGCCUGUUAGUGCCAAGUGCCUGAAGAUGGCCAGCAGCGGUGGUAGUGACACAGUGGGUCGCCGUGGAGGGGCACAGCAGAGACGAGGCAGCAGUAGGGACAUUAACUCAGAACUGUCCUCCAGUACCAGCAAGAAGAAGCAGAAGGACAGGGCCAACCAGGAGAGCAGAGAGGCCAAGAGGGCAGCAGUUGCACCAGUAGAAGGGGUCAUUGCAGAAGUCAAAAAAGAUGUGUUUGUGGACUGGAAGCAGAAUUUAAAUGAAGUGACUGUCAGACUGCGCUGUGGGGAAGGAGUACAGAGGAUAGAGGACAUCAGCAUAACCUUCACUGAUACACACUGCCAUGUGGGUUUCCCAGAUGGACAGCAGUGGAGCUGCCAGCUGCAGGAGGAAAUUGAGGCCUCAUGUAGCAGAGUCCAGUAUAAAGAAAAAGGAGGUUUCCUACAUGUCAUCAUGCACAAGAAGAUUCCCUUUCACAACUGGCCUUCGCUUAAGUCAAACAAAAAGGAGAAGGAGGCAGCGUCCACAGAGACCAGAAAUGGCAAGGAGCAAGAUAUGAAACCUGUUGCCUUAGAGUCAUCAGAGAAACCCAGAGUACCUUCUCCACAGCCACAGCUCCAGCCCCAGCCUUCAUUCUCACCGACACACAGCGAGUCUAGACGCACUGUUAAAACUGAGCGGGGUGUUAAGCGCUGUCUGAAAAAUAAACCAGCAUGUGACAAGGCCACUGCUGACUCUGUAGGGGUUAAAUGUGGAGCUGGAGAUGGCCCAGCCACCGCCAGCAAGCCUGCUGCCAUCAGGAGAGGUGAACUGCAGCCUCAGGAAUGCACAAUCAUGCAACUGCCCAAGACCACCAAGGAGGCAAUGUCAGCAGCUGCCCAAGAUAUGCACUCUGUCAGGUCUCAUAGUAAAGCACCACUAACAAACCUCCCCGCUGGUCGGAGCCCACAAACACAAAGCAAGGAUGGAGACAACAGAGCACAGAGACUAGGCAGUGGUCAGGAACAGAAACCUGGAGUUGCUGUUGCUGUCGCUGUCGGCCAUACCAACAAAGCUCAGGUGGCAGAGAAGCAAAAUCAGUCUUCAGACAUGUCUGGAGCAACAGCAACACAUAGCAGUGAAAGCCAGCUAGCAGCUCCCAUCAGCACCAAUGACUGCCUCAAAGAUUUCAGCUUCAACAGUGAAGUGGACUCUGCUUCUCCUGAAAUGCUAGGAGAUAGAACAGACUCUGAGCCAGAGAAAAAACCUGCUGAGCAGGAAUUGGAGCUGGAUACUCUAAUCCACCAGCAGCUUGGUUUAAGAGAAGCGGUACCACUACCAGUUCCAGGCCUAUCACCUAUACCAGCCCAGAGGCAGGGUACCUGUGAUGAAGAGGAGAAGCGGGACCAGUCAAAGGAGGAGCCUGCCCUGGAAAUGAAGCAACAAGAAGCCUCAGAGCCGAUGGUUAACCUUCAGUUUGUGAAGAAUGAUUCUUAUGAGAAGGGGACGGACCUGAUGGUGGUUAAUGUUUACAUGAAGGGGAUCUGCAGGGACACAGCCAGGGUCAUCUUCAGGGAACAAGACUUCACCCUCAUUUUCCAGACAAGCGAUGCCAACUUUCUGCGGCUUCAUUCAGACUGUGGACCAAAUACAGUCUUCAAGUGGCAAGUCAAACUCAGGAAUCUGAUCCAGCCUGAGCAGUGCAGCUACUCCUUCACCCCUUCCCGCCUGGACAUCACCCUGAAGAAGAGACACAGCCAGCGCUGGGGGGGUCUGGAGGCCCCUUCCACACACGGUGCAGUGGGGGGCGCUAAAGUCGCUGUGCCCUCUAGCCCUGCCUGCAUGGAGAAAAGCCAACCAGGCAGCAGUCAACACAAUCUCCCAGCCAAGGAGGAGCCUCCGAGGGUUGGGGAGGAGAAACCCAAGGCCUCUAAGGCCUCACCCAGAGUGGAGGAUGGUGGUCUGGGUACUGUGGCUCCUCGGACCGUCUCUGAGCAUGUUGCUAUUACCAAACCAGAGCCCACUGUUGCCACACCUAAGCCCACAUGCAUGGUGCAACCCAUGACCCAUGCAGCACCUGCCAGCAAUGAACGUCAUGAGGAAGAGGAGGAGAAGAAGGUGUGCCUGCCUGGUUUUACUGGGUUGGUCAACCUUGGCAACACCUGCUUUAUGAACAGUGUUAUCCAAUCCUUGUCCAACACCAGAGAGCUCAGGGAUUACUUCCAUGAUCGAGCAUUUGAGGCAGAAAUCAACUGCAAUAAUCCGCUGGGAACAGGAGGCAGGCUCGCAAUUGGCUUUGCAGUGCUGCUCAGGGCCCUUUGGAAAGGAACACACCACGCCUUCCAACCCUCAAAACUCAAGGCAAUUGUGGCCAGUAAAGCCAGUCAGUUUACAGGUUAUGCCCAGCAUGAUGCCCAGGAGUUCAUGGCUUUCUUGCUGGAUGGGCUCCAUGAGGACUUGAACCGCAUCCAGAAUAAACCCUACACAGAGACAGUUGACUCUGAUGGACGAUUGGAUGAAGUGGUAGCAGAAGAGGCAUGGCAGAGGCACAAGAUGAGAAAUGACUCCUUUAUAGUAGACCUCUUUCAGGGCCAAUUCAAAUCUAAGCUUGUUUGCCCCACAUGCUCCAAGGUAUCGAUCACCUUUGACCCUUUCCUCUACCUGCCAGUCCCAUUGCCCCAGAAACAGAAGGUGCUCUCAGUUUUCUACUUUGCUAAGGAACCUCAUAAAAAACCUAUCAAGUUUUUGGUGAGUGUGAGCAAGGAAAACUCCAGUGCUGCUGAAGUCCUCGAAUCCAUUUCCAGGAGUGUGCGGGUCAAACCAGAGAACCUCAGACUCACAGAGGUGGGGAAGAACCGCUUCCAGCGCAUGUUCCUGCCUUCCCACUCCCUGGACACGGUGUCCUCUUCUGACAUGUUGUUCUGCUUUGAGGUGCUGUCCAAAGACCUGGCCAAAGAGAGAGUGGUAUUGCUCAGAGUGCAACAGAAACUCCAGGUCCCUAAUAUCCCCAUCUCAAAGUGUGCUGCCUGCCUGAAGCCUCAAGGGUCUGAGGAGGACAAGCUGAAGCGGUGCACUCGAUGCUAUCGUGUGGGCUAUUGCAAUCAAGUGUGUCAGAGGACCCACUGGCCCAGUCACAAGGGUUUGUGUCGACCCAACACAGAGAACGUGGGUCUGCCCUUCCUGGUCAGCGUGCCAGAGUCUCGACUCUCCUACACCCGCCUCACCCAGCUACUAGAAGGUUACUCCAGGUUUUCUGUCAAUGUAUUCCAGCCUCCUUUCCAGUCAGGCAGGACAUCACCUGAAACACCUCAGUGCCGUGUUGACCUUCCCCCUAUGCCAGCAGGCUCUCCUGAGGGUCUUGGGUCUGGGGAUGAGCCUGGUGGUAGCGGUACUGUAGGAGCAGGUGAUCUGGAGCAGGAGUCUCUGCUUCCUGGAUCCAAGGGGGAAUGUGCUCAGGCCUCAGCCCUCCACUCUGUGGAGUCUGAUUCUCUUUCCUCCUCCCAGACCUCACUCUCCACCACACGGACUACAGAUUCAGGAUUCUCUGAGUCACUCUCUACAACUUCCUGCUACUCUUUGGACCCUCAUGCUGAAAAAGAGACGUCCUGUGAGAAGGCAGUGCGGCCAGAAGCUGUAAUAACAGGGUAUCAGCAUCCAAGUGAAUCAACAUCAGGUCAUGCCAGUCAAUUCUACAUAUCUCUGGUGGACUCAAACAACAAGGAACAGAGGUUGGAUGAGAGAGAGGACACGUUGGUGCAUCUCCCUGAUGACGUGACACUGGAGUUGGUGUGGAAGAACAAUGAGCGUUUGAAGGAGUACGUCCUGGUGAGCUCCAAGGAGCUGGAGUAUGAUGAGGACCCCAGCUCUCUGAGUGAGACAGCUAGAGCAGGACACUUCACCCUGGAGCAGUGCCUCAACCUCUUCACCAAGCCAGAAGUGCUGGCACCAGAGGAGGCAUGGUACUGCCCAAAGUGCCAGCAGCACCGUGAGGCCUCCAAGCAACUGUUGCUGUGGCGUCUGCCCAGCGUUCUGAUCAUCCAGCUCAAGCGCUUCUCCUUCAGGAGCUUCAUCUGGAGGGAUAAGAUCAACGACAUGGUUGACUUCCCUGUCAGGAAUCUGGAUCUGAGUAAGUUCUGUAUUGGCCAGAAGGAUGAGAUGCAACAACCCCCCAUCUAUGACUUAUAUGCAGUCAUCAACCAUUAUGGAGGAAUGAUAGGAGGCCACUACACGGCCUACGCUCGCCUGCCAAGUGACAAGAACAGUCAGCGCAGUGAUGUUGGCUGGCGUCUGUUUGAUGACAGCACUGUGACAAUGGUGGAGGAGAGUCAGGUGGUGACACGCUAUGCCUACGUUUUGUUCUACCGGCGCCGAAACUCCCCUGUAGAGAGGCCACCACGCUUCCUCAGGCCUGUAGGAGCCGAGUCGGCCACUGCUGCAGGAGCCACUGCUAGUCAGGCCUCUAGCCAGUCACUAUUUGGGACAGACCUGGAUCCUGAAGGACCACCUACACUGACCCCAGAGGUUCCCUCUGACCUUUUUACCCACUCUGGAGAGUGCCCGGCCCCAUCCUACAGCAACAUGGAGGAGGUGGACUAGUCACGAUCAGGCCUGAGGAAAAUCCAGAGCAGAGCUGGUGAUUCAGGGAGGUCCCAGGAGGAAGCGUCUGCUUAGAUACGGACACAUCAGUGCUCAUUGCUUACACAGGCAUCUGAAACAGUUGUCAACAUAAUGGUGCAAUGUUAGAGGAUUUGGAGGUGGAUCUGAGAGUUCCACUGCACUCGCUCAUUGGAUACAUUCAGAUGCACUUGAACUCGGUUCUAACUGGACACACACACACACGCACACACACCACUGAUGUACUCGCAUUAAUAUGCUUAUCCAUAAAGACUUAAGCUGUAUAUAUAGUCAUAUUCAUUGAGUGCAUAUAAUGACACUCAAACAGAAGCUAAUACACUUCAGUAAUCUCAGCUCCUGUUAGCAGUUCCUAGUGAAGGAGUUCAGUGGAGUGCCUGCCAGGCUGACGUGCACCAGUGCACCUUGUGGUCUGGUUUCAAACUAAAAAAAAAAAAAAAAAAAAAACUCACUGGUAACCUGACCAGACCUGUAAGCUUUGGCUAAAUCUGUAGUUGGUUUAUUAGGGUCAUUUUGGUAAAUUUGAGCAAAGGUUGUAACAAGUUUUUUUUCCCUGUGUGUGUGUGUGUGGCAGGAUAUUUAACGUAAAUUGCAAUUGUAGCAUCUGAUGUAAAGGAAAAUGUAAUGUUACAUGGCUGAUAACCCACUGUGGUUCCAAGGGCUGAUGCUUUUGUUUUUUUAUUUGAGGUUUUUUUUUUAAUUAUUAUUUGGCAUCUAUGGCUUUUUUUUUAAAUGUUUUUUUUGGUACUUGCGUAUUCAAUCCUGUGGGUGCGAUCAGCAAAGGCUUCAGUACAAAUUGAGCUGUGCAUGGCUGCAUGUUUAUUCAGACUAUAGCCUCUGUUAAAUACCCCCCUCACCCUCAAGCUUUGCUACAUUUCAUUAUUUCUGUUCUGUGGGAGUUGUCCAGUGUCACCCCUCCUUGUAAUGUACUGCAUAUAAAGUGGGAAUUACUAAGAAUGCUGCUGUGGAUACACAUGAAUGGUUAAUAUAAAUAAAACAGUUGAGAAUUGC
Molecule: messenger RNA, 6131 nt
Organism: Monopterus albus (swamp eel)
Lineage: Eukaryota; Metazoa; Chordata; Actinopteri; Synbranchiformes; Synbranchidae
Gene: usp19
Product: ubiquitin specific peptidase 19
Exons: 26
Coding region: 537-5084 (1515 amino acids)
Biological process (GO): protein deubiquitination
Molecular function (GO): cysteine-type deubiquitinase activity
Source: RefSeq, a predicted model, not a curated record